UAUAAGUUCAUUUUAAAAAGUUUGCAGGCUUACUAGAAAAGGCAACAGCUAAUUCAUUUAAAAUAGUUUAGGAUGGCUACAUUAAUAUUAUUGUCGCUGUAGAAAUAUUUUUCUUAACACUUAAAAAUAAUUUUGACACAACAAACAUUAACCAACACCACAAUUUAUAGCUGUGUGAUUUUUGACAACGUUCGACCAUUUGCUUGGCUUGACAAGUGAAAAUUCCCGAAACUAUUGCAAAAAGUCGUGAAAGAAUAACGAAAAACUAGAGAAAAAUGAGUGAGACACCUGAAAAACUAAAGAAGCAACUGAUUGAAGAUGAAAUUCGAGAUAAGGAAGAGCAAAAGGGUAUGGAAAUUCAGCAAGCUCUUAGCCAACCGGCGGAGAUGAAAUCUGGCGGAGAAUCUGAGCCGGAGGUGGAUGAAAAUGGGAAAAGCCCAACCAGUAAGCGUUCGACAUCAUCGAGUUCGUCCAGCUCGAGCUCCAGCUCCACUUCCUCGGGUCCAAGCACUUCCUCGAGUUCUGGCUCGAGUGAAGACUCUGAUGGCGGUUCCACCUCUACCGCAAGUGCCCCUUCGAUCCAGAGCUUCAAGUUCAAAAGUCAGUGGCGGGAAUCCUCUACAGAAACUACCACUACCAACUCUGAUACUAACAAGGGGAUGGCAGCCAAAAGCGCCGUCAAAGGCACUUAUAAUCCCUGGAAGAGGCAAUCGAGGAGCAGGAGCAGCAAUCUCCCUCAGAAUCCGUGGAGAAGCCGUAGUCCCAAUCGGAUUUUCAAUCCUUGGAGGCAGCAACCGCAAGGUGAGCGCAUUUCGAAUCCUUGGCGGUCUAGCAGACGCAGUCCCCGGAAAGGGCAAUCGAUGGGCAGGCGUUCACCGACCCUUAUUCCGGGUCACAAUCCCAGGACAUGCUCGCCCAAUCGCCGCCCGUCCAGGCAAUCGAUGUACCGGAACAGAAGUCCCCCCCAAACAUCGCGGAGGAGCCGCAGUCCCCGCAGUCCCCGCAGUCCCCGCCGGAAUGCCGUCAAUCCUUGGAAGCAACCACAAGAUCAGCGGGAGGAUCUGGAGCGGAACGAAGCGGAGCUCUACCGACGCCGCCACAAGAUCACAUUGGCCAGCAAUGAUCCGCGACCCGUGCCCAAGCCGGUGAUGAGUUUCCGUCGCAGUGGACUCGGCGACUCGAUAGCCCGGCAAUUGGAACGCCAGGGGUACGAGGCACCCACUCCCACCCAGGCGCAGGUCUGGCCAGUGGCCCUGGCGGGCAGAAACCUGGCCAUGGUUACCGGCAAAUGCUCGGGUAAAACGUUGGCCUACCUGCUGCCCGGCAUAAUGCAUAUCCAGCGGAAUGGACGCCGCCAGCUGGCCGGUGGACCCACUGUCCUGGUGCUGUCGGAUUGUCGCGCGGCGGCCGCGAAGGUCCACCAGAAGGCACUGAUCUACACGAUUCCCCACCAGAUCGACACCCAGUGUCUGCUGGGCAAGCUAAAUGGCAGGCAGUUCGAUUGCCAACUGCUGGUGGUCGCUGCCAGUCGCCUGCCGGACAUUCUGGGCGGGAAUGGCAAUGGGAAUGGAGGGGGAGGGGGACGGAGCCGGGCGCUCUGCCUGGAUCGCUGCACCUAUCUGGUGGUGGCCGGCAUCGAUCGCUUGAUCGACAUGGGCCUGGAGGCUGAGCUAGGCCGUCUGCUCUGUCGGAUGAGUUCCCAGGCCCAGGUGGUCAUCACCGCCGCCAAGUGGUCAGGCGAACUGAAGCGGAUGGCCCGCAAGUAUAUGGAUGACUACACCAUGGUAAGAGUGGACUCAGGGCUCGCCAGUUCGCCCCCGAGGAGGGCCAGGUUCCUGGGCAAGCUGCGCCAACGGGUGGAGGUCAUGAAGUCGCGCGUCAAGAUGCAACGCCUUCAGAGGGAGCUGACGGCCAUCUACGAUGCCAACGAUCGUCCCGGCAAAGUGGUCGUCUAUGGGGAAUCCAACAAGCGUGUGGACGUCCUGGCGGCCCUGAUCCGUAUCUAUGUGCCCUGCGGCGGCAUCCACAGCGGACGCACCCAUGCGGAACGCAAGGCCACAAUGGAUGCCUUUCGCAAUGGCACCUACAACAUCAUCGUGGUCACGGACACCACAAUUCGGGGACUGGAUCUGCCAGACGUUAAACACUUGAUCAACUACGAUUUUCCCAUCUCCAUGAAGGAGUAUGUCCAUCGCCUGGGAAUCCUUUCCAGUUCCGCCGAGUGCGAGGCCGUCAGUUUCUUCGGCCAUUUGAACCGCCACCUGGCCGAGCCCUUGAUCGGUUUCCUUGAGAAGUCCAAGCAACAGAUUGAUCCGACUCUGAUCAGGAUGGUCGGCAACCCAUUUCGCAAUCCUCAACGUCAACAUCAAAAUCAACACCAACAUCAACGCCAUGGCAAUCGCAAUCGCAAUGACAAUUGAAACAACCAUCGUAGCUGGACAUCAUCAUUUAAAUAAAACCAAACCGCAGAGCAAACAUUUUGAUGGGUAAACGUAAUGAAAUGCCACAACCGCCAUCACCAUUUUUUCUAAAUACUGCGUUAACCCAAUAAAUGUUUAUCGAUUGCCUUGGCCAAUGGAUACCAAGUGGAGAGUUCGGGACUUAAAAAUUGAGGGGGUUUCUUUGAGUGCACGUAGCCAAAGAAAGUUGUGCAUCCAGAGCAGAGAAUACGUGAUGUUAUGCAAGUGAAGAACAGGAAAGAAAUGCAUGCCAUCAAUAUUCAAAUAAAGUACUUUAACUCCACAAAG
This is a messenger RNA of Drosophila gunungcola (fruit fly), 2747 nucleotides long. RefSeq names its product putative ATP-dependent RNA helicase CG14443. Gene Ontology annotation, molecular function: RNA helicase activity; RNA binding; ATP binding. The transcript has a single exon. NCBI's taxonomy places the organism in Eukaryota, Metazoa, Arthropoda, Insecta, Diptera, Drosophilidae. The record is from RefSeq and is a predicted model, not a curated record. The coding region runs from base 276 to 2420 and encodes 714 amino acids. Gene Ontology annotation, cellular component: ribonucleoprotein complex; cytoplasm; nucleus.